This is a messenger RNA of Penicillium odoratum, 1485 nucleotides long. RefSeq names its product MCT family MFS transporter. Gene Ontology annotation, biological process: transmembrane transport. Bases 1 to 1485 code for a protein of 494 amino acids. Gene Ontology annotation, molecular function: transmembrane transporter activity. The record is from RefSeq and is a predicted model, not a curated record. The transcript has 2 exons. NCBI's taxonomy places the organism in Eukaryota, Fungi, Ascomycota, Eurotiomycetes, Eurotiales, Aspergillaceae.
AUGGCAGACAAUGUGCCUAUCGAUGUGAUCCAGUCACAUCAAGAUGACCAGGACUCUGCAGCGAGCUCCAAACACGCUACCGAGAUUCCUCAACCCCCUACCCCACAGCCUGAUCCUGACGAGAAGUACAAGCAUGAUGUACCCCCCGAUGGUGGCUAUGGCUGGGUUUGUGUCGCAUGUGUGUUCUGGAUCAACGCCCAUACUUGGGGAAUCAACAGUAGCUACGGCGUCUUCCUCAGCUAUUACCUCUCCCAUAAUGUAUUCCCCAACACAUCAGCUCUCUCCUACGCCUUCACCGGAGGUCUCAGUAUCUCCUGCGCACUCCUCGUCGCCCCAUUAGCAACAUUUCUCAUCCAGCUCUAUGGCACCCGCCUCGUACUGAACAUAGGCGUCUUCUUCGAGACCCUCUCCCUAGUCGGCUCCUCCUUCGCCACACAGAAAUGGCACAUCUUCCUCAGCCAAGGUGUCUGUUUCGGCUGGGGAAUGGGAUUCCUCUUCGUCGGCAGUGUCGGCAUCGCACCACAAUGGUUCCAGAAACGCCGCAGCGUCGCAAUGGGCAUUACAGCCGCUGGUUCAGGUCUUGGUGGACUUAUCUACUCCCUUGCAGUUGGAGCAAUCAUUCCACGCUAUGGACUAGGCUGGGCGUUUCGCGUUCUUGGCAUUGUAUCUUGUGUGGUGAAUCUCGUCUGUGGAAACCUGCUUCGCGAUCGCAAUAAGCUUGUCGGGAGUCGGUUUACGGCUUUUCAUUUCCCGCUGCUGCGUCGACCUGAGUUUGUCCUUUUUUUGGGGUGGGGCUUCUUCAGUAUGCUGGGCUAUGUGGCGCUGUUGUUCAGUUUGGCCAAUUUCGCGCUUUCGGUGGGAUUGACCUCCCACCAGGGGAGUGUUGUUUCGGCACUUUUGAACCUGGGACAGGGUCUUGGUCGUCCUUGUGUAGGCGUGUUCAGUGAUAGAUUGGGCCGAAUCAACAUCGCGACGUUUUUGACGUUCCUAUGUGGGCUCUUCUGUCUUGUCAUUUGGGUCUUCGCUGAUAGUAUGGGCGUGGUAUGUUUCUUCGCUGUGCUUGUGGGAACUGUCUCCGGUACAUACUGGGCUACUGUCUCGCCGGUGCUGGCGGAGAUUAUUGGGUUAAGAGAUCUGCCGUCUGGUUUGAGUAUUACGUGGCUGUGGCUUGUGGCGCCUUGUACUGUUUCGGAGGUGAUUGCAUUAGAGCUCCGGAGCCCUACUGCUGAUGGCGGGACUUCGUAUAUUGAUGUACAGAUUUUCACGGGUUUCAUGUACAUAGCUGCUUCCAUUUGUCUAUGGCUUGUUCGUAGUUGGAAGGUUGGUGAGCUUGAGCAUGCGGAGCAGAGGCGAGAGUCCGUUGCGCGACAGGGGUCUUUGACUGAGAAUCCUGUGACUGUUUCGUCUGCCUCGGAGGCUGGCGCUGCGCCCUUAUGGACUCCAUUUAGCAUGGCACGAAGGAUGUUUACGCUCAAAAGGGUAUAA